AUGACAAUGAAUUAUCAGUCAUUAUUUGGUAACUAUGCUAAUAGCUCCAAUUUUAACAGGCCGUUUGUGGUUGAUAGCAGACCUGCAGAUCUCAUGACGAGGGAUGCACAAGAUUUAGCUGGUAUUGACAAUACAGAGGUUUUGGGUCCUCAUACCAUUGGUGACGACUACUCCACACAAGGCAAUCCGAACGGUCUUGGUCCAAAACAAAAAGCUUUUGCAACUACACAUCCAAACUCUGCCUUGUCACCUACUUCAAAUGAAUCCACAGUCACUAAUAUGUCUGACACUUUUCAAUUGAGUGAUGAGACAUUUUUUAAGAGCAGCUACUUAAUAACCCCAUCUAAUUUUGAAGCUGAGACACAGUUACAAUCCUCGGUUUUAAGCAAAGGCUUGGAAGCAGAGUUUAAAUUUCAGCCAUCCCAGCCUUUCAACUCCUCAAGUAUAGACACCGAAUUACCACAACAAGAGGACUACAAUUUCUACAGAGGGCCUAGCAGUGAUAGACAUCUACGUCAUAAUUCAGCACCAAGCUUUAUGCAACAUCAACAAUUUUUAAAUGACACUGAAUUGGGUGCUCCUGCCGCCACAACAACAUCUAAUGGUCCAAAUUACAGCCACCAUGAAGAGGAAAUUACAAGUAAUGUAUCAACGAACUCCUUGAAUCAAUAUUUCGCUACACCAAACUCGUCAAUAAGCUCGGCAUCAUCGUCUACAUCAACAUCAAAUGCCCUUGCUGUUGGUUCAGUAAUGGGUUCCAAUAAACAGGUGGCUGAUGGAAAUUUGAACGCAGGAACGUCUCAAGCGCCUUUAUCUACACAAGAACCACUACACAUCACCAGCCACACGAGGAAGCACUCAAACACAAUACCAAUUGACCAGUUGACCUCCUUAACCUUACGAACUCCAAGCACGAGUCUGCAACUGGGUCCAUCUCGAAAAAGAUCACUUAGUUACAUGGACCAAGUACAACAACAACAGUUGGUCAAUUUGCCUCAGCCCGAUUUCAAUCAGCAAUUGAAGAUUGAAGAUCAAUCACCGUUUUCGACUAACGCAUCCUCAAGUUUGAUCAAUUUGGAUGCAAAUACUAUCGCAUUCUCUGCGGCUACUGCAGCAGCAGUUUGUGCUGACUCAAUUGCCGAUUUCGAUAUGCCUUUCACUGGCUACGACAACAAAGGCUCUUUUGAUCAACAACAGGGGACAAUCAAUCCACGUCAGUUGUUUACAACCAAAUUGGCAACAUCCUUUAGCUCACCAAGUUUGUCUUCAAUGUUUGGAUUAAAGAGGGGCAGCCUCCAGCAUUUACAACGCAGCAACAACAACAUGCCGAUACAACUGCAGUCACAAGAGCCACUUAUGCUGCCAAAUGGCCCCCAAGGCAUGCCAUCUAUGAACCAACUAGAGCAUUCCGCAUUUUCUCCACUUCACAACAGAAGCUUGUCGACAUCAUAUGUUGAUUCCAAAACAAAUGGAGAUAGGCAUCGCGUUGGUGACUGGCUCAGUAGCGCAGGUGAAGACAGUGGAGUUGAUCUUGUCGGUGCAGAUUUAGAACUACCAGGAUCGUUUAAAACCACAAACACGAAUAGAAGCAAUGGUGGGUCCAACGGAGCUAUUGUCAAAAACAGGUCAUAUUCCCAUACCAAUGGAAUGCACAGCAGCAGAAGUAACACAAGGAGAAAUUCAUGGCAAACCUCGUCAAAAGGGAAACAGUAUGCAGGUGCCUCGCCUCAACAACAAAGUCACUUUGCGCGUGCAGUGUCACAACAGUUGGAUGAGCUAAAGGAGCAACAACUAAGUGGAGAGAAACAAGGGCAAUACCAGCAGCAGCAGCAGCAGUUUACUGGUAAUACUGCCUCGUUACAGCUUUCGCCUACUACAAUAUCUCCAACAAUAGGAGAAAUCAAGGAAGAGCCAAAUGACUCAACACAGCCAGCCCAACAGAAGAAAAAGAGGAGAAAGAGCUCCGUGUCUAAAGGCAGCAUCCAAGCACAACAAUUAUUGAUUAAGGAGCAAUUGGAUAAGCAACUUGAAACUCAGCAUCAACAUGGUUUGCUCAACAACAAGCCUGGUUCCAAGUCAGUAUCUCCUACCAAUCCCAACCAAGUCGACACCAACGUGCCCACACAAAAUGUGACUAAAUUGAACAAGAAAGGUGGCAAUGCAUUCACCAAAAAUGAUACCAAGACCUUAUCAAAUUUACAGGAGCUUGACCCAAAGGGACUUCUUUCAGCACCGGUUGUUCAAAAUGAAAAUGGUUGUUUUCCAUGUUCUGAAUGUGACAAACAAUUCAAACGUACAGAGCACCUCAAGCGUCAUAUUAGAUCAGUACAUUCAAACAUUAGGCCAUAUCAUUGCCACUACUGUGAACGCAAGUUUUCUAGACUGGAUAAUUUGGCACAGCAUAUCAAGACACAUUAUAAAGUUGAUGGAUCGGGUAAUACCAAUAUUGUUUAUGGAGAUAUGACAAUUCACAGUAGAAGGGAUAAGAAAAAGAAGAAGAAGCAGGGUACAGCAUGA
Messenger RNA from Lodderomyces orthopsilosis Co 90-125, 2517 nucleotides. It is a transcript of the gene MSN4, whose product is annotated as stress-responsive transcriptional activator. Gene Ontology annotation, molecular function: DNA-binding transcription factor activity, RNA polymerase II-specific; RNA polymerase II cis-regulatory region sequence-specific DNA binding. Gene Ontology annotation, cellular component: chromatin. The coding region runs from base 1 to 2517 and encodes 838 amino acids. The record is from RefSeq and is a predicted model, not a curated record. NCBI's taxonomy places the organism in Eukaryota, Fungi, Ascomycota, Pichiomycetes, Serinales, Debaryomycetaceae. The transcript has a single exon. Gene Ontology annotation, biological process: regulation of transcription by RNA polymerase II.